UCAGCGGCGGAACUGCUCUAGUCACAUAAAGGGCUAGUUUGAGUGACAGCAGCUUCAACCAAUCAGAAGCCGGCUUUUUCAGGCCGCUGCUGGAACGUCUGCUUUGAUUGAUAGCGCCGGCCGCGAAUCGUCAGCCCGCUUGUCACUGGCUCGAGGCCUCCGCCGGCCAAUCGCUAACGGAGACGGCCCUGCGUUCCCCUCCCCCACGCCGCUGCUGCUGCGCCGCUCGGUCGUUUUUAGGAGUGGGAAAAUAAAUAAAUAUUAAACCCCCCGAACAGGAUCCGCAUUCAGUCCGUGGGCGGGAAGGCGUCAUGUAAAUCGGCCGAACCGUGAGCCUGUGAGGAUGAAGCGCUGAGGUGAGGGGAGCCGUGUGAUCCCGCCAGGCCCUGUCUUUCCUUUAACCUUCGCUUCGGCCCACGAUGUGCGCGGCGCCUGCCGGCCUCGGAAAGUCACAGUGCGGCCUGCUGUGAGAGGGACAGCGAGCACGGGGACACAACCACUCAUUACUAUCACCGGCAGAUUGAGUUUUGAAAAUGGGGGCAUUUUUGGAUAAACCAAAAACUGAAAAACACAACGCCCACGGAUCAGGAAAUGGCUUGCAAUAUGGACUUAGCAGCAUGCAAGGCUGGAGAGUUGAAAUGGAGGAUGCUCACACAGCCGUGGUGGGUAUACCUCACGGCUUGGAAGACUGGUCCUUUUUUGCGGUUUAUGAUGGCCAUGCAGGAUCACGUGUGGCAAAUUAUUGCUCGUCGCACUUAUUGGAGCACAUUACAGACAACGAAGAUUUCAGGGUUGCAGAAUCUUCAGGAUCUGCUAUAGAACCAUCUGUAGAAAAUGUUAAAAGUGGCAUUCGAACUGGAUUUUUAAAAAUCGAUGAAUACAUGCGCAACUUUGCUGACCUAAGGAAUGGGAUGGACAGAAGUGGAUCUACUGCUGUGGCAGUCCUACUUUCACCUGGUCACAUGUAUUUCAUUAACUGUGGGGAUUCUCGAGCUGUACUGUUUAGGAAUGGGCAAGUUUGUUUUUCAACACAGGAUCACAAACCUUGCAAUCCAAGGGAGAAAGAGCGAAUUCAGAAUGCUGGUGGCAGCGUCAUGAUCCAGCGUGUCAAUGGGUCGUUGGCAGUUUCACGUGCCCUAGGGGACUAUGAUUACAAGUGCGUUGAUGGCAAGGGACCUACAGAGCAACUUGUUUCUCCUGAACCCGAAGUCUAUGAUCUUCUAAGAGCCGAGGAAGAUGAAUUUAUUAUAUUGGCUUGUGAUGGCAUAUGGGAUGUCAUGAGCAAUGAGGAGCUUUGUGAGUUUGUGAAGUACAGGCUUGAGUUAAUGGAUGACCUUGAAAAAGUAUGCAAUUCAGUAGUGGACACCUGUUUACAUAAGGGAAGUCGUGAUAACAUGAGCAUUGUCCUAGUUUGUUUUCCAAAUGCUCCGAAGGUCUCUGAAGAUGCAAUCAAAAAAGAUGCAGAUUUGGAUAAACACUUAGAAUCAAGAAUUGAAGAAAUAAUGACAAGUGCUGGAGAGGAGGGAAUGCCAGACUUGGCCCAUGUAAUGCGCAUCCUAUCUGCAGAGAACAUCCCACAGUUGCCUCCUGGUGGAGGUUUAGCUGGAAAGCGCAGUGUUAUUGAAGAUGUUUAUAAUAGGUUGAAUCCACAUAGAGAGAAUGAUGGGGGUGCUGGAGAUCUAGAAGACCCAUGGUAGCCUUACAAAACUCCUAAAAUGUUUUUGGUCUGGAAAAAAGGGGGAAAAACUUUAACCACCAUUCUCUUCAAACCAAUGAGGAGACUCUGGUGAAGCGACAGCUAUGUACAAAAUGGGCAAAAAAGAGAAAUGAUUAGUAUUUUGCACCAUUUGUUGGUUUGUUUUAUAACAUUGUCACACUUAGCAGUAUUUUGCCAGCCUCAGGAUUUCUGAUCACAUGUGCAACAUUUACUCCUUAACACUUAUUUAGCCCUAUAAGUGCCAAAUGGGUGAGAGAACCUUUGAUUACCUCUCUGGCACUUAAAGGGUAACACUGGAGGGCCUUGUGGUGUAUUGUCUUGCAGGCACCUUUGGUGCUAAAGAGCUUAGGAAGAAAUUUGAUGCCUCAUGCCGUUUUUCUGUUUAUUUUAAUGUACCAAGGUGCAUGCAGUUGUACUUCAAAGGUACAGUGCUUUUUGAAUUAAACUUACCACACAAGCAUGCAAGAACACUUAAUUGUAUGAGACAUUACUUUUUAUUUAUAUUUUUUCUCCCUCCUCGUCCCCUUUUUUUUUUGGAAGGUUUUCGGGUGUUUCAUAGAUUUAUUGGGGGAUGGAGUGGGGCAAUUAUGUUUAUACAUUUUGUAUAAUCUUGUUUUAUUAUACUUCCACUAGCCUUGGGAGCUUUCUUCAGUGGUCUAAAGUACAAGGUUCCGUCUAAACAUUUAAAAUUAUAUACUGGUUAUCACUUUGACUAAAACACUAGAAAGAAAAUUUAUCUCAAGGCUUGCGGGAGAUUAAUUAACAAGUGCUUAUGUAUGCCCCAAAAUCCUUGCACUAGUCCACAAAGAGACGUAAUGUAUUAAACCCCAAGUUAUCUGUUUGUGAUUCACUUGGACUGGAAGAAAAACGAUGCAUCAUGGGUCUUGUUGUAAUCAAAGGUAUUUCUUUAUUUGGACAUGUAAAAACAAUAUUUCUGCUAAACCAGGCGUUCUAAGACUUGAAAUGUUAAUUACCUAAAGCAGCAGUUACCAUUUGGUUUAGACAAGACUCCUCACUGCUUCAUUCAAAUUGAUGAAUGCUUAAUUUUAUUUCUGUGAUCAUCUUUCUCCCUUCUAUCAUCUAAAGACCAAUUGAUUACUGGCUCAAACAUAUCAAUAAAACAGACUGUCCAACUUCACUUUAUGGUCAGUCGAUUUAACUUUACGCGUCACUGCUGCAGGCAUUUGUUUAUUUUCAUGUAAUUUUUUUUAAGCUAAACUAGCCUUUUAUAAUGUAAAUUGUGAUUUUGUUAAAGUGGUUUUCUAGUUUUCGCUUUUUUUUUUUUACUUUUUGUGUGUAAGAUGGUAGCAUUGUGUAAUGUGGGUAUAACUUAAUUGUUUGCAUUAUUUUGAGAGCUCAACUUAUCAAUUUGAAAUUACUAUAUAUAUAUAUAUUAAAUAAUCUAUUUUAAAUCUUAGGAAAUAAUACAGAGAUAUUUUCAUGGGUUCAGUGACUUUUCAUUUUAUAAGCAAUGGGCAUGGUACAGAGUGGCUGUCGUAAGGUACUUGAAGAUUGUCUAAUUCUAUUUUUGCAAUAACUUUUUUUUUUUUUUAAGUUGUGCAUGUAUAAAAUACUGUUUAAUGCUGAAAAUGGAACAAGAAAUAUUUAUCUAAAAGCUAUCGGAAAGGCAACAAGGAAUGUAUAAAUCUGUGGAUUUACAAGAGAUGUGGAUGCCUUGUGAAAUUCUGCUGUUUUUUGGUUUAAUUUUUACUUUUUUUUUUUUUUAAUUUCUGCAAGGGCGUUCAUGACCAUUUUUGUGUGUAAUUUUGACUGACUGUCAUCAACUAGUUUUGUGUGAAUUGACAUUUGUUAUCUUUCUGGUAUAUAGUCUUCUUUCACUUGCUAAAUCUGUAAACCAACUUGCAUACUGGUACCUAGUUCAGCCACCCCAAUAUUUUGUCAGAUUUAUUUUUCCUCUGUGUUUGUCAAAGGACUAUUGCUACCAUUAUUUUAUUUAUUCAUUACAUUUUAGCUUUGUAAGUUAGUGUUAUCCAUGAUAAUGCAAACUCCUAUUGGCUGGGCUACUUUAUUAAUUUCUUUUAUUUUUUUUACUUUGUAUUUUUAUUUUUUUUUCCCCCUCUUCCUCUUUUUGGGUAAAGAACACAGAAUGGCUUGGUCAGUGUCCACUCUGGUCCAAACAUGUACUGAUACCUUCCCAGUAUGAUAUUGUGAUGUUUCAUACAAUACAGUGAACAUAACCAACUUGUUACCUUCAAUAAAGGAUUGCUAAAAUUUU
Molecule: messenger RNA, 3953 nt
Organism: Pelobates fuscus (common spadefoot toad)
Lineage: Eukaryota; Metazoa; Chordata; Amphibia; Anura; Pelobatidae
Gene: PPM1B
Product: protein phosphatase, Mg2+/Mn2+ dependent 1B
Exons: 6
Coding region: 534-1697 (387 amino acids)
Biological process (GO): positive regulation of canonical NF-kappaB signal transduction; positive regulation of canonical Wnt signaling pathway; peptidyl-threonine dephosphorylation
Cellular component (GO): nucleus; cytosol
Molecular function (GO): magnesium ion binding; manganese ion binding; protein serine/threonine phosphatase activity
Source: RefSeq, a predicted model, not a curated record